Fusarium musae is the source of this 678-nucleotide messenger RNA. RefSeq lists its product as uncharacterized. Lineage: Eukaryota; Fungi; Ascomycota; Sordariomycetes; Hypocreales; Nectriaceae. Gene Ontology annotation, molecular function: acetoacetate-CoA ligase activity. The transcript has 2 exons. The coding region runs from base 1 to 678 and encodes 225 amino acids. The record is from RefSeq and is a predicted model, not a curated record. Gene Ontology annotation, cellular component: cytosol.
AUGGCUGUAAAUAUCUACGACUCUGGGAUAGAUGAACACGUAUCAGUGGAGCAGUCUGGUGCACCGGGAGAGCUGGUCUGUACAAAACCAUUUCCAAGCCAACCACUUGCCUUCUUAGGGAAAGCUGGUGCCAAGCAAUACAAGGCUUCUUACUUUGAACGUUAUGGGCCGAGUGUUUGGUGCCAAGGAGACUUCGUUCAGCGGUCUCCAGCUACGGGAGGAAUUACCAUGCUUGGCAGAUCCGACGGCGUCUUGAAUCCUUCAGGGGUGCGAUUCGGUUCAGCAGAGAUCUACGCAGUUAUAGAGACCUUCACAGAGGUCCUGGACAGUAUCUGUGUUGGCCAGAAACGAGAAGUCGAUACUGACGAACGGGUACUGCUGUUUGUCAAGAUGAAGCCUGUCAAACCUCUAACGCCCCAUCUCGAGAGUAAGAUAAGAGCCGCCAUCCGCGAUCGGUACUCGCCGCGCCAUGUACCAGCAUACAUCUUUGAGGUGGAUGAUAUUCCUUAUACAGCUAAUGGGAAAAAAUGUGAGAUCAAUGUGAAGCACGCGAUCAACGGCAAUAAGUUUGCCGUGGCCGGAUCAGUGGCCAAUCCGGCAGCUCUCAAGGCUUAUGAGAAGUUCCGGGAUCUACCAGCAGAGGGGUCUAGAAAAGGCAAUGUUGCCUCCAAGAUCUGA